UGCUGCCGCUCUCUGAGUCGCUGCUCUGCCCGCCGCGGUCCGCUUCUCUUGGUCUACCUGUCUCCUCCAUCCAUUCAUCCGUCCACCCCCCGCCCUGCUCCUGCCCCCCACCCCCCACCCCCCCAUCUCGGUGCGGACAUGCUUCCUGGGGUCUGGAGAUGAGGCUCCGAAAUGUCUCAUUCCUGACGGUCUUGUUGUUCGGGCUGAGCGGGCUGGUCUCCCUGUCCUGGUACACCGCCUUCAGCAGCUCCAGAGGAGAUGUGGUGGACAUCUACCAGAGGGAGUUCCUGGCUCUGAGGGAGCGCCUCCACUCAGCCGAGCAGGAGAACCUGAGGCGCUCCAAGGAACUGAACCUGGUUCUGGAGGAGAUCAAAAGGGCCAUUGCUGAGAAGCAGGCACUCCGAGACAUCAACCGGACCUGGAGCAGCCUCUCAGAGGAGACGAGGAUGAAGCUGUGGAACGUGAGCAGCAGUAAGAAUGUGCUGCAGCUUCCCUCCAUCUUUCACCAUCUUCCUCACCUCCUGAACCGAGAGGACAGCCUGCAGCCUGCUGUGCACCUCGGUCAGGGCAGAACUGGAGUUUCAAUCGUCAUGGGGGUUCCCAGUGUGAAGAGGGAGGUCCACUCCUACCUGACCGACACACUCAGCUCUCUGAUGUCUGAGCUCAGCCCAGCAGAGAAGGAAGACUGUGUCAUUGUCGUCCUGAUUGCAGAGGCUGACCAUGAAUACGCCAGCAGUGUAGCUGACAACCUGAAGCGCCUUUUCCCAGGAGAGAUCCAGGCAGGUCUGCUGGAAGUCGUCUCUCCGUCCAUUCACUUCUAUCCCGACUUUUCCCGACUCAGAGAAUCGUUCGGAGACCCGAAGGAGCGCGUCAGAUGGAGGACGAAGCAGAACCUGGACUACUGUUUCCUUAUGAUGUACGCUCAGUCCAAAGGAAAUUACUAUGUCCAGCUGGAGGACGACAUCGUCGCUCGUCCAAACUACUUCACCACCAUGAAGAACUUUGCGCUGCAGCAGCCAUCAGAGGAAUGGAUGAUCCUGGAGUUCUCUCAGCUCGGCUUCAUCGGUAAGAUGUUCAAGUCGUUGGACCUGUCUCUCAUCGUGGAGUUCAUGCUGAUGUUCUAUAAGGACAAGCCCAUUGACUGGCUGCUGGACCACAUCAUGUGGGUCAAAGUGUGCAACCCAGAGAAGGAUGCUAAACACUGCGACCGUCAGAAGGCCAACCUGAGGAUCCGCUUCAAACCAUCACUUUUCCAGCAUGUUGGGACUCACUCAUCUUUAGCUGGAAAGAUCCAGAAGCUUAAGGAUAAGGACUUUGGGAAGCAGACGCUACAUAAAGGUCAUGCCAACCCGCUGGCAGAGGUCACGACCAGCCUGAAAACAUACCAGCACUUCACCCUGGAGAAGGCCUACGCAGGGGAGGACUUCUUCUGGGCCUUCACCCCGGUAGCGGGGGACUUCAUCAGGAUACGGUUCUUUACGCCGGUCCGCAUCGAGAGGUUUUUCUUUCGGAGCGGAAACAUCGAGCAUCCAGGAGACAAACUAUUCAACACAUCGGUGGAGGUUCUGCCAUUCGACAACAUCCAGGCAGAGAAAGAGGCCUUGACUGAAGGGAGGGAGAAAACACCAAAGUACCAUCGGACCGACGAUGGAUUCAUCAGGAUCGAUCUUCAUAAAGAAAGCAGAGUGAAGCUCUGCCCUCCCCCCUCCCUCGGUGAUUCCUGAGCCCAGCUGAGAGCAGGCUGGUCAGCUGCCUCCAGUCCAGAACCUCUGAGCGGUUCGCCAGCGCCGCCGUGUGGCCGGGCCUCGCCGCUGCAGGGCUGAGCAGCUCAGACUGAAGCCAGUGAGAGAGAAACUUCUGGGCCUGAACUGACGAAGCAGUAAUUAGAACCUGUACAUACGGAGUGAAAACACUGGAAGCUGCUUCUGAAGAUCAACCUGCUUCUCCCUGUCUGCAGAAGGACCUCCUGCCCCCCCUCCCCACCCCCUGUGUCUGGACAGAUGAACUCGGUGUCCCGUCCUUCCCUCCAGUGUGUCUUGGUGCUUCAGGUUCAUGCUCUCCCUCAUAAGUUAACAAGUUGCCUUAACGAUUUCAGAACAAAUAUGUGUCACAUGUAGCAUCCACCGGUACCCAGAAUCCUUUGCUGCAGCCUCGAUUCCACUGACAUUGUUGUAGCUUGAAACUACUGAUGAAGACAGCUGGUUCUUCUUCUCUGGGGAAUUUAGUGAAUCAAUUUGAAGGAAACUGAGGCCUUGAUGACUCCUGUGAGUCCACAGGACUCCCUGGACUUCAGUCUGAGUCCAAACCCACAGGACCCUCUGAUGCUGUUCUGCCCAGUGCUAAAACCCUCAUUCUCUUUGAGUCCAUUCUGUGUUUUCUACAGAGACAGUUGUCCAUCAGGACCUUGUCUUCCAGUCAGAGAUUUGCUUGGCCUCCCGUCUCAGAGGACAGAAAGUUUCUGAUAAACUGUUCCUUCUAUGAUCAGACAUAGGUGCCUUCAGAUGUGAUGCAUCAAACUGUUUAUAUUUAGUCUUGCUGACUGGUUGAUAAAAGGAAGUUAACUUUCUAAACCGGGUUACUUAAACCAGCACAGACCCGAGGCGGGUUAGUGAGUAGAAAUCCUGAAUAUGGAAAAAACAUAAAAUACAUUUUCAAUUCAACAUAGAAUUAUUUAACUUCUGGUCCACCGCUCACAGCUUUGGGAUACUGAGAAAUAAUUGAUCAAAUAAGUUUUUUUAUUCAAAUCUCAACAGUUUUUGUGUUAAUGAUAUGAACAAAAAAAAUCACACAUCAGAGCCGCUUUUACACCAAAGAACGUUGCUUUCAUCCUAAAACCGCUUAAAUUACCCAACAGUUCAUGAUGUUUUAAUAAACCUUUAAACCACAGACGGCUUGACCUUUUACAGUUAUUUACAUUGAAUUAUGUGGUUAUUUACAAACAUAAAUACUGUAAAAUCCAGCAGCAGCAGCAGCUAAAUAUCAGUCCUCCUCCUCCAGCAGAAUGUUCAUGCCUGAUAAACAUCUGUAAAGUGAAAGUUGAAGCACCGCCCUGGCUGGUUCCAGUACAGGUUUUACGCUCCACCACUGAACAACUGGGAUCCAUCACUUAGAAAAUGAACAUAUGCCUCAUUAUAUUUCCAGGUGUUGACAGAUGUUGAUGCGUGUUGUUCUUACCUUGCUGCUCUCAGUUAUGUAGUUAGUUGGUUAGUUAUGUAAGGAUGUGAUUGUGUGUACUUGAGUAGGUGGGACUUCCAGCUCCGCGCCUCAAACGCUCAGCCUCCAAAAACACAACAGUGACUGAAAAUGGGAUCUCAUGCUUCACUACUUAAAAUUUUCAUUCAUUUAUACAGUUUGUGAAAAAAUGAAGUCAUUUGAAACUAACAAAGGAGUCAAUGCAGCACGUCUUAGUUUUAACCCCACUUCAACACACCUGAUUUCAAUCAGCAGGUGAUUAACAGGCUUCUGCAGAGCCUGAUGAGCUGCUACACAGGUGAUUCUACCACUGAAUCUAGUGUGUUGGAGCAGAGAAACCACUAAAACAUGCAUGAUACCAGCAGCUGGUGUCCAGCUACAGCAUUUAUCAGACGAUAGGCAGAGGACACCCUGGACAGGUCUCUAGUCCACCAUAGGGACACAUAUAGGCAAAUAACCAGUCAGUCACACACUCACACACACCUAGAGAUGAUCUGGAGUCUUUAAUCAACCUGAUGGUCAUGCUUUUGGUCUGUGGGCAGAAACCGGAGUACCUGGAGAAAACCCUACAUACACACACCCAGAGAACAUGCUAACUACACCUAGAUAGGUCACAUCUGGGAUCUACUUUCUACAAGGCGACAGUGCACCACCAUGAAGCCCCAGCAGGAAGUGGUUUUCCAAAGUAAAACAAUAAUUCUACAUAAACAGGGAUUGUGUGAAAUGUUGCUCCACUCCUUUUGUAAACAUCUGUUCGGUUUCUUCCCGACAGAUGUUUCUGUUCAAUUUUACAUGGGAACCACGAAGAGCUGUUCAUUUAAAAUAUAGUUUAGAGAAAUAAACAGUCAUAAAUAAAAAAAAAAAGGUUCGCUGCUUAGAAAUGUUCUUGUUUUAUGUAAAUAUUUCCAUAACGGACCAAUACACUCUUGGUUUUUCCAUUUUUCUGCAUAUUUUUAUGACCCGUCGGUUGUUUCACUCAGAAACCAAUAAUCCAGUAGAGUGUUUGAGUUCAGUGACAAGAGAAGAAAAGGGUGAUAAAAUAUAAUUUCAUCUCUCGGUAAUCAAUGUGAUCGUUUGAUGAAUCCGUUUGGACAAAGGAACGAUUUAUCUGGACUUUUCCUCUGAGACGUUUCUCAGCAUUUCUAUUUGAUCUCCUCCAGGCUGACUGAGCUGAGCGUCGGGAUACACACACAACAGAAACUUGAGCUUUAUUUGAUUUCCUUUGGAAGAUGCACUGGAAAACAGUACUAUCACCUUGUGUCUGUCUUUUGUACCCUUUAGAUAAACUAUUUAAACUUCUAUUCAAUCUAUGGAUUGUAAUAAAGACAGAAAUUUAAA
Nothobranchius furzeri (turquoise killifish) is the source of this 4530-nucleotide messenger RNA. The record is from RefSeq and is a predicted model, not a curated record. NCBI's taxonomy places the organism in Eukaryota, Metazoa, Chordata, Actinopteri, Cyprinodontiformes, Nothobranchiidae.